This is a messenger RNA of Oryzias latipes (Japanese medaka), 2429 nucleotides long. It is a transcript of the gene ankdd1b, whose product is annotated as ankyrin repeat and death domain containing 1B. Gene Ontology annotation, biological process: signal transduction. The record is from RefSeq and is a predicted model, not a curated record. Gene Ontology annotation, molecular function: protein binding. Lineage: Eukaryota; Metazoa; Chordata; Actinopteri; Beloniformes; Adrianichthyidae.
UGGUAGGCCCUCACACAUUUCCAUGCAUGCACGAGGAGAACAUGCAAACGUCACACAGAAGUCUUGAUAUGGAGCAUGUCCUUUUCACUAUAAGGUGAGGUAAGUGCUAACCACUGCACCUCUGUGCAGCCUACAUUUGUAAAAAUGGCUCUAAAAUGGGGAUAUUUUGUGAUUAUAUUCAGUUAGCGAAUCAGAAAACAACAGCAACAUUUGGAAAAAACAGCUUAGAGAUACUUUGAGAGCUUUUUUAAAAAAUAAUUCUAUAUGCAGUUUCACCUCAUCCAUUAAUUUUGACUCCAGUCAACCAGAUGCCACACAUGCAUUCAUCAAAACCAACUUUCUAAGCUUUUCAGAGAAGCCUUUAUGGUAAAUAGGACCAAUAUUUCCUUAAGUAACAAGUAACACUUCACAUGGGACGUCAGUUAUAAGAAAGAAUGUAAACAAAACAGGUAUUUCUGUCAGUGGAUAAUAAAUUAUAAAAAGUACCGCCCAUUCCAUAUAAAGAUGAAAUGUGUCAUGUUACAUAUACUUUGUGUUUCCACUAACCCUUGAAUGGGCGUGAGCAAGUAGAGUAAACAUGAAUCAGCGUCACAAUGUUAAGUAAGGACUGUCUGCUGUUUGGCAACUGGGCUAAUGUGAAACUGGACCAAGAAAAGUCAGGCUUAAGAUCCCUUCUCCACUGAGAUUCCCAAUGGAAAAAAGAACUUUGGCUUUAGGGAACUUGAUCAAGGAGCGACGCCCCAAGAAGGGAACCCUCGACCCUCGAAAGUGGAUGAGCCAAAAGAAUGCCAGCGAGUUUGAUGACUUCAUGCACACCAAGGCUUCAGACGAAGACACGGACAACGGCUUCAACGACGAGGAGAUGUUGCUGGAAGGAGAAAAGCAGUUUAUAGAAGCAGCCAAGAGAAAUGACGUGGCGUCCAUGAAGGUUCUUGGAAAAGGUCUGAAUGCAAAUGCAAAGAAUGCGCAUGACAGAACUGCGCUUCACUUUGCAGCAGCCGGCAGAAAGAGCGAAGCUGUUCAGUUUCUUCUGCAGCGCAGGGUCAAGGUAGAUCAGAAGGACAAGUAUGGCAUGACACCCAUUCAUCUAGCUUCCUGGUUUGGCAGUUUAGAGAUCCUGAAAUUGUUAGUUCAGGCUGGAGCUGAGCAAAAAGUUGAGAAUGAGGAUGGACUGAACAUCAUGCACUGUGCUGCCAUCAACAACCACACGGAAAUUUUGGAAUAUAUUGUCAAUGGCCUGCAGAUGAAAGAACUAGAUAAAGACGAUCAGCUAGGGCGUCGGCCUUUUGCAUUAGCAGCAGAGCAUGGCUGCGUUGAAAUGUUAAAGAUACUAAUGGAGCCCUAUAACAUGGCCACCAUGAAGCCCAACAAGAAAGGGGACACGCCUCUGCACUUAGCUGCCAGGAACGGCCACUUGGAGGCCGUCCAGCUACUACUGCAGAGCUUUGAUACUCGGGAUGAAGUCAAUAUGGAUGGCGAGACAGCUUUGUACCAGGCAGCACACAACAACCAGGAACAGUGUGUUCUGGCCCUGCUGGAGGGGGGCUGUGACCCCAACAUCAUCACAGCGGCCAAAUGUAACGCUCUUCACCCCGUUUCGGAAAGAGGAGAGGCUUCUCUAGUUCAGCUCCUCUUACAAUACAAAACUGAUGCUGACGUUCAAAAUCAGCACCUGGAGGCUCCGCUUCACCUGGCAGUGAGGAACAGUCGCAUUCCUGUAAUCCAUUCUCUUCUUGCAGCAGGAUGUAACAUCAAUCUCACUGAUAAGAGAUCCCAGACCGCCAUGCAUUUUGCCGCAGAACUUGCCCAAACUGAACUUGUGGAGAUGCUUCUAAAAGCUGGAGUUGAUCUGACACUCCAGGACAAACAGGGUAAGACGGCUCUGGGUGUUGCAGCCAGAGCAAACAAGGUGAUUAUUGUGGACAUGAUCAUCAAAGCAGAGAGAUACUACGCCUGGAGAAAGGCCCAUCCGGAACCUAAUGAAAGGGUUUGCAGCGAGUAUCCGCUAACAUUUAAACUUGACCACCGCCAUGAGACAAAGCAUCUCCGUUCAAUGGCCUGGCGCCUUGCUCAUCAGCUCCUGAAAGCAGGAGACUGGAAGAGACUGGCUGAACACUGGAAUUUCACCAAGGAGCAAGUUUCUGCUAUUGAGGAGCAGUGGACAGGUCAGCACAGCUAUAAGGAACACGGCCACAGGAUGCUGCUUAUCUGGCUCCACGGGGAGGAGCUGGCUCAGAGGAAUCCAGCUAAAGAACUGUACCAGGACCUGAUCACCUCUGGGAACAGGAAAGCUGCAGAUAAGAUUCGGGAGGAGGCGGAGCACAGAGGCCGCAAGAGCUGCAGCAUUUCAUGAGAAACUGCUGACAUGUUGCACCUUUUUAACAACUGAAGAACACACAGUCUGCAAUAAAAAAGAUUUAUUUUUAAAA